AUGUAUUUUCUGGUUCCCAAUCCAAUCGGGUUGGCAAAGAUAUUGAAGAAAUAUGACAAGCGAACAGGUGGGUUAUUACGGUUGCCCUUCAUCCAAAAAGUGCUGAAGCAACCAUUUUUCACGACCGAUCUCGUUUCAAAUCUGGUUAAAGAAUGCGAAAACACCAUUGAUGAAGUAUUAUUCCCCAUUGAAGAAGAUAAAGAAGAAACAAAGGAACAAAAAGGAGCAAUAAUGGUAGCAACAGAGCCAGUGAAAGGGAUAUUUAGAAACACUGUUGCAGCACUAUUAACCAUGGAAGAAAUUAGAAGAGUGAGCUCUACUAAAGACCAUUUCUCUUUGCCUCCUCUUAACUUGUCCCACAGUCAUCUCAUUCACUCCUUCCAACUCAACUCACCAAUCCCCAUUCUUUGA
Molecule: messenger RNA, 411 nt
Organism: Gossypium raimondii (Peruvian cotton)
Lineage: Eukaryota; Viridiplantae; Streptophyta; Magnoliopsida; Malvales; Malvaceae
Product: SPX domain-containing protein 3-like
Exons: 2
Coding region: 1-411 (136 amino acids)
Biological process (GO): cellular response to phosphate starvation
Source: RefSeq, a predicted model, not a curated record